CGAUUCGAACCAAGUGAUCACCAAACACUUUCCGUCCGCGGUUAUAAGUCGUUGAAAACGGUAAUUAAUCGGUUCCAAUUUGCCGGAGUCGUAUCGUUUAUCGUCGAUCACUCUUUCCGCGUCCGCGAUCCGGGGUGAACAUUUGCUUUAGUGCGUAUUUCCGGUUGUAAAAAAUGAAUAAGUGAAACUGGAAGCUGUGGCAUAGAGAGGCAACAUGAAUGAUAAUCUGUCGAAAAAUCGAUAAAGAAUCCAGAAUCUUGUUCGUCCCUCGUAGUUCGUUUGGGUGGAUAAUGGUGUGAAGUUAGUGAAUAUUUUCAUAGGAAGAAGGUAGCAUUGACGCGAGUUUUUCUCUUGUGAAGACGAAUUGACAUUCUUUUGAGAGGAGGGAGGGAAAUAAUGUCACAAAGUGCUCCUCGAAGGCAUCCACCCAGCGGUGGCAAUCCGGAGGUCAUGUCGGCGAAAUUUGGAGACACCGAGUGGGAGGCACGGGAGUCCCAACGGCAGCGUGAAUUAGAAGAAGCUCGUGCCAGAGCUGCUCAGAUGGAGAAGACAAUGAAAUGGUGGUCAGAUUGUACGGCGAAUUGGAGAGAGAAAUGGAGCAAGGUCCGCACCGAGCGCAACAAGGCCCGUGAGGAAUCCAAGCAACUUCGCAGCAGCCUGGAAGCGGCCAUCAAGGAGUCCAAUUCGUACAAGCGGGAAAAAUGCGAGCUGGAAAUUCAAAUCACCCAGCUGAAGAAGGAAAUGGAGAAGGUGCACAUGUUGAUGAUGAAACACGCCGGUCAGUUCAACAAGGCCAGUUUGGAUGCGGCUGACGAGCCGGAACGGGACGGACGGGAUAACAACUGCUCACCGGAUAUUUCCUCGGAUGGGUUGAAGAACGUCAACAGUGAGGAUGGUUUGGUGACGAAGGUGAACAAUUUACCGGAUGACAGUGGUCAGGAUGAUUUGGAUGUCGAGGAGUACAUCCUGCAGGGUGGUGCCAUACCAAAACAUUCCGUAGAGUUGAGAGAUAAGAACGAUGUGAUGGCCGAGGAGAGAAGACUGAUUCAGCAACUGUCGAAGGAUGAUUAUGAUGAGGAUUAUCUGAUGCAAAAAAUUUCGAUGUUGCAGCUAAGGUUGGACGAUUCUCAAAAGACGAUUCAAAUCGAGCGGGAGGAGAAGAACAGUAUUCAUAAGAAUUUCGAAAAGUUCCGUCAGGACAUGCAGGAACUGAGGGAUAAGUGCGAGGAGCUGCGAGCGGCCAAGCAGGACGCCGUGAGGGAGCUACUGACCUUGCAGGAGCAACAUCGGGUGGAGAUUAGAAUUACGAACAAUUCACUUUCGGAAGAGGUAGCUGCCCGGGAGACGCUGGAAAGGAGACUUUGUGAGCUGAGGACUGAGUUGGAGCGGAUGCAAGCUGAAAAUGCCGCCGAGUGGGGCAAACGUGAGCGCUUGGAAACGGAGAAGUUGAAUCUCGAGAGGGAGAACAAGAAACUUCGAGCCGAGUGCCAAGACCUGCAGGAACGCUUGGAACGAAAGGGACGAGGUCCGGUCAGUAACAGUGAUAAUGAGUUCCGCGCUUUGCAGCAAGAGCUGCUGGACAAGAACAAGGAAAUCAGCGACAUUCGCCACUCGCACAGCAAAAUGAAGAAAAUGCUGUCCGAAGCGAAUACAGAACUUGGCCAUGCAGUUCGCCGAGCCGAACAGUACGAAACAGAAGUGAAGCGCUUGCGAUCGCGAGUUGAAGAACUGAAACGUGAACUAGCCGGAGCAGAGGAUGAACUGGACUCCGCAUGUAACCACGUUCGACGGUUGCAGCGUACCAACGAAGAACUUUCCGGUCAAACCGAAGGUCUUCAGGUGCAGAUUCAACAUUUGCAGACAAGCGGAAGCCCGAAAACCCUACAGGACCUGGGCAACUACAAAGUCACUAACAAAUCCAACUUCACCUCCAACUCCAACUACAAGCCGAACAUAAACGAUCUCAAACAGUUGUUCGACUCUCGCCACUACAACGACCGUCAAAUGCAGUCGAAAUCGCGCUCGUCCGGAACGGAAACUCAACCUUCGUUCCUCUCCGGAUCCUAUUACGAUGCCAAACCGACCUUCAUCGAUAGCGAUUCGCCGUACGACGUCAAAGACAAAUCCCUUAACAAUAUGUUCGAUUUCGAACGUGCCAAACAAAAGUUCGACAACAUAUCGCGAUCGGCCGCCCCUGGUGGUGGCGCCAACUCCAAACGAUCUUCCUCCCAGGGUCAAAACGGUUCGAAGCACCACUCGUCGUCGCAAGCGUCGUCCGUUUCGGGAAUUCCCAAACGGCAGUCCAGUGGCGCCACUGCGUCCAGCUCCAAUACGAACAAUUCGGGCUCCGGUCUGACGGGAUCGUACUACGAUUCUAACAACUUUUCCGACAAUCGUUGCGAUGAUAGCAUUCCGCUGCUGUCGUCCGGUGGGGGAAUCAACGAUGCGAUUCAGUUUUUCGAUAACGAUAUGCCGCAGAGUCAGAAGGGAGUUGGUGGUGGAGGUGGAGUCGGCAGCAAGUUGAACAUUACCAAGAUGAACAACAUCAACUUGGAUGCGCUGAAGGUGUCUGAGGAUGAUACCACUCCGUAGUUACGGAUCGACCAGUCUUCUGUCCGCCAACGAUGACAACAGCGACAACGAUUGACGACGCUUGUGAUCGCCCUUGGCAUACAUGGUCUUGACAAAUCAGAUUCGAAAAAAAAGAAACAAAUCAAAAUCCCUUUGGCAAAUACUUACAAGAAAAAGGCAUUUAUCUUAUCCCAUACCUACCUAGAUAUUUAUCAUCGCGACGCGCAGUAUUAGUUUCAACUGUGUAUUGUACUCGUUUGAUGCAUUUACUGUAAUCGUUGUUGUUUAUCGUACUCGUGAUAUAGAUUGCAUUCGUGCAUUAAGAAGCCAUCACAUCACAUCACAUCAAUUCGUGGGCGCAGAAAAUGGAUUGAUGAAUAGUAUUAAUUUUUUUUUCGAAUUCCGAGUAGUUCUAAAAGAAAGUGACAGUACUAGUAAUAGUAACACUAGUUCAACUUAAAUCACCGCAACAAUUGGAACCAAAUUUAGCUGGGAAAUUUUCCAUUGUUUUUGUGUUCGUGCAAUCCGUGUACUUAUUGGCCUAUCAGACUUGAUUGUUUAGAUUUGUUAAUUCUCUUAAGGGUUUGGAACAGCCCAGACAGGUUUAUGAUUUUUAGAAGCUCAAACAGAUCGUGCAAAGAUAUAAAGACUUUCUUGACAAGACAAACAGAAGAAA
This is a messenger RNA of Ochlerotatus camptorhynchus, 3247 nucleotides long. Its product is annotated as coiled-coil domain-containing protein 102A. The record is from RefSeq and is a predicted model, not a curated record. Lineage: Eukaryota; Metazoa; Arthropoda; Insecta; Diptera; Culicidae. The coding region runs from base 397 to 2592 and encodes 731 amino acids. The transcript has 7 exons. Gene Ontology annotation, cellular component: myosin complex.